Molecule: messenger RNA, 519 nt
Organism: Globicephala melas (long-finned pilot whale)
Lineage: Eukaryota; Metazoa; Chordata; Mammalia; Artiodactyla; Delphinidae
Gene: MORN5
Product: MORN repeat containing 5
Source: RefSeq, a predicted model, not a curated record
AUGGAGUACACGGGGAGCCAAUAUAUUGGGGAAUUUGUAGAUGGGAGGAUGGAGGGUGAAGCCGAAUACAUCCUCCCUACCGAAACAAAGUAUGUUGGGGAAAUGAAGGACGGCAUGUUUCAUGGCCAAGGAACCUUGUACUUCCCCAGUGGGAGCCGAUAUGAUGCCAUUUGGGAGAAAGGAUUGGUUGUAAAGGGCACAUACACCUUCUCCGACGGACUGCAGUAUGACGCUGAGCACUGGCAUUACUGCGACACCUACGAUCGGAGGUUUUACACUGAGAUUUGCUACGGCUUGAAGCCUGCAGGCAUCUCUCGACUCACCAAUAUGGACCCGCCCAGAAAAAUCCCUCCAGGCUGUUAUGACUGCGGAGAUGGCUUCUAUAACCCAACCACGAGGAUUGUCAAGGACUAUAAGAAUCGCUUUCUGAGAAAUGCAGAUGAUGACGAGCACGAGUGGAUCAUCCGGACGUGUCGGAAGGGCUGGGACGAGACCAUGGGUCCUAAGCCCAAGCCGUGA